Grammomys surdaster is the source of this 2197-nucleotide messenger RNA. RefSeq names its product lectin, mannose binding 2 like (gene Lman2l). The transcript is spliced from 8 exons. NCBI's taxonomy places the organism in Eukaryota, Metazoa, Chordata, Mammalia, Rodentia, Muridae. Gene Ontology annotation, molecular function: D-mannose binding. The record is from RefSeq and is a predicted model, not a curated record. Bases 32 to 1078 code for a protein of 348 amino acids. Gene Ontology annotation, cellular component: endoplasmic reticulum-Golgi intermediate compartment; endoplasmic reticulum membrane; COPII-coated ER to Golgi transport vesicle. Gene Ontology annotation, biological process: endoplasmic reticulum to Golgi vesicle-mediated transport; endoplasmic reticulum organization; Golgi organization.
GCUUUUUGAUGAAGGGCCGGCGGUGGGAAAGAUGGCGGCGGCUCCGAGACCCUCCUGGUGGCAGCGGUGGUGGCGGCGGCGCGCGUGGGCUUGGGACGGGGCCAGGCUUUUGCUCUUUCUCCUUCUGUUGGGGUCUGGGCCAGGGCCGCUGCAUGUCAGGGCAGGUCAAGCGGUGGAGUACUUGAAACGGGAGCACUCGCUGUCGAAGCCCUACCAGGGUGUGGGAACGAGCAGUUCUUCGCUGUGGAACCUGAUGGGCAACGCCAUGGUGAUGACGCAGUACAUCCGCCUCACUCCAGAUAUGCAAAGUAAACAGGGUGCCUUGUGGAACCGGGUGCCAUGUUUCCUGAAAGACUGGGAGCUGCAGGUGCACUUCAAGAUCCACGGCCAAGGGAAGAAGAACCUGCACGGAGACGGCUUGGCAAUCUGGUACACAAAGGACCGGAUGCAGCCAGGGCCUGUGUUUGGAAACAUGGACAAAUUUGUGGGGCUGGGAGUGUUUGUAGACACCUAUCCCAAUGAGGAGAAGCAGCACGAGCGGGUAUUCCCCUACAUCUCAGCCAUGGUGAACAACGGCUCCCUCAGCUAUGAUCACGAGCGGGACGGGCGGCCCACAGAGCUGGGGGGCUGCACAGCCAUUGUCCGCAAUAUCCGUUAUGACACUUUCCUCGUGAUUCGCUAUGUCAAGAGGCAUCUGACGAUAAUGAUGGAUAUUGAUGGCAAACAUGAGUGGAGGGACUGCAUUGAGAUGCCCGGGGUCCGACUCCCCAGGGGCUAUUACUUCGGCACUUCCUCCAUCACUGGGGAUCUCUCUGAUAACCAUGAUGUCAUUUCCCUGAAGUUGUUUGAGCUGACUGGAGUGAGGACCCCAGAAGAAGAAAAACUACAUCGAGAUGUCUUCCUGCCCUCAGUGGACAAUCUGAAGCUGCCGGAGAUGACAGUCCCACCGACGCCCCUGAGUGGCCUGGCUCUCUUCCUUAUCGUCUUUUUCUCCUUGGUGUUUUCCGUAUUUGCCAUCGUUAUUGGGAUCAUACUCUACAACAAAUGGCAGGACCAGAGCCGGAAACGCUUCUACUGAGCCCGCUGCCGUCAGUCCCGUGUUUACCAAAAGGUGUGGUCUGAGCAUACAGCCUGGCGAGUCGGCCUGUUGUUCAAGGACUGUGUUCUGUCACUGGAGCUUUGAACACAGGGACCCUGCAUCUUCACAGUCAUCCACCGGAACAUCUCACUGGCCCAGGACAACACCGAAGGGCUGAGCAGCUGUGGUGUGCCUUUCCCUGGAGAGUCCUUCCAGUUAGGAGGACUAUUAGGCAUCUAUUGUGACGCCUAAAUUACAGAAUUGGGCGGAUAACCCGAGCAUGGACUGGAUGCAGCAGACCUUCCACUGCAUUUUAAAAUUCCCAAAUAGAAAACCAGAACUGGAGACCCGCUUACUAGUUUUUGCUUUUGCCCAUGCCCCUUUCUACUUCCGGAGCUCCUUGGCAACCUGGAUGGAGCCGUCUCCCUCACACACCUGUCUCCCUCCAUUCUCUGUCCUCUUUACAUCCAUCCUUAGCUAGGAAGGUUUGCCCCUCCCAUUAGGUGGCCCCGGGGCCCCCUGCAGUCACUCACUGCUUCAGCCUCUCCUCUCUGCUGGGUGGGUCUUGUUUCCGACGGUUGCUGUGUCUUCAGCUUUCCUCAUCAGAGCAAUUCAGGCCUUUGGAUGGUUUGGCUAGAAGUUGUUACAAAUCAAGAGAAGCUUGGAGUUCACAACUGAGGUCCAGGUGUGCCUCAGAGAGCAGUGCUGGCUGCGUCUGAUCAUGUAGACUCUUUCUGGACCUUCUGGAGCCUUAGUUGCAUGUUUUGUGUGUGUCCUGAUUCUUGGGAUCCUGCUUUGAAUGUUGGAUGUGAAAAGCAGCUUUCUUCUUAUUCCCUGGACACGCCCCCGUGAUAUUUGGCCUCUUACUGAGAAGCAGCAGUGAACGGAAAGCCCUUCGUCCUCUGUGCCUGGAAAAGUUCUGGUCAUCGAGCAGCAGCACAGCUUGAGUGCCCUUGUGUGUCACCUAUUACACUGCCUUAUUCUACAAGUGUCACAUGCUGCUCACCUAUCCACCCUGUGGUUAAAUUGGUUACAGGCUAGUCUCCCUGGAGGGCCUGACAGAGUUCUCUGUAGCCCAAGGAAAAGUCUUCAUAAAGUAGCUGAUGGAACCAAUCAUGA